This is a messenger RNA of Lathyrus sativus (Indian pea), 756 nucleotides long. NCBI's taxonomy places the organism in Eukaryota, Viridiplantae, Streptophyta, Magnoliopsida, Fabales, Fabaceae. The record is from the annotation of a GenBank genome assembly.
AUGAGAAGAAGACCUGGAAUUGGAGGGUUGCAGACAGCUGCUGCUGCAAGGGAUCAGUAUCGGUUGUUGGGUGAGAAUGUAGCAAAGAUCAGAACUGAUAUGAUGAAGGAACAGCUUUCCACGUUUCGUUCUCAGCUUGAAGAUUUUGCUCGCAAGCAUAAGAAUGACAUCCGCAAGAACCCUGCAUUCAGAUCACAGUUUCAUGAGAUGUGUGCUAAGGUUGGAGUAGAUCCCUUGGCCUCAAAUAAGGGAUUUUGGGCCGAACUGUUGGGAAUUGGUGAUUUCUAUUAUGAACUUGGAGUUCAAAUAGUGGAUAUUUGCUUGGCUAGUAGACCCCUCAACGGUGGAUUAAUCAACCUGCAGGAACUGUGUAAUCUCCUUCGCCAGAGACGAAAAAGUGACAGAGGAGUUGUUUCUGAGGAUGAUUGCCUGCGCGCUAUCAGUAAACUGAAGGUUCUAGGUAGCGGGUUUGAAGUUAUUUCUGUUGGAAAGAAAAAACUUGUUCGUUCAGUUCCAACUGAGCUGAAUAAAGACCAUAACGAAAUUCUAGAACUUGCCCAGGGUCAAGGGUUUGUGACUGUUGAUCAAGUAGAAAAGCGGUUAUCUUGGACUUCGGGUCGUGCCAUUGAUGCACUUGAUACAUUACUUGAUGACGGACUUGCAAUGAUUGAUGAUGGCCACAAAGAUGGAAAACGGCGGUACUGGUUUCCGUGUGUAUCACCCAUUUCAUCUUUGACAGGAACUGAUUCCUUGUAA